GUUAGAAGAUUAUUGUGGGUGUGGGGACGCUCCCCGGAACGCAACUCGGCCAAGUAAAUUCAGUGACUCAAAGUGCUCCAACUUCAUUCACCAGUUAAGGUCCCACGACGCCGGAGUCGGAGCAACGGGACCUGCGCCUUCAACAGCCUGGAUUAAGACACGUCAGAUUUAUUGAUCCCAGGUUUUAUCCUCUCCGGGGGCACUCCAAAAUGGAUUUUAAUUUUCAUAAAAAUGACUGAUUAUGUUGCUGAUGCUGAAUGGAUCACCUGAUUCUUGAUUUUCUUUUUGAAUGGGAUAAAAUAACCAUUGGGUACUCUGCGUUAACAAGGAAUUCCACUUUGAAGAUCUUGAACCAAAAAACUCUUUUCGAUUUUGCCUUACCUCCAUAAAUUCUUCCAGACUAGUAUACACGCUGAAUAACUAAGUUUAGCCUUACAAACGUUUCUUAUGUAGGCUUACACAACUCAGUGGUCUUUACUUCAUACUACCGAGUAGUGAAAUAUGUUCAAUCUACGUCUAGAUAAUCCAAAUUAUUAGUGCCUAAUACAACUUCUGUUGUCGCCGAACAGUUCCUGUUCUUUUUAAAUAAGGAGGUCGAGGGUCGUUAUAGUCGCUUAGAGCGAGGGAUGGUACUGGAUCCCACUCGUUUGGGAGCAGAGCCCCAGCUCCAACCGGAUGACCGUUUCUUAUUCUGGGACAACUCGAGACGCAAACGGAGAUGAUGGCUGCACUUUAUCGUUUACUUGUCUGCUACAUGUGCUUGCUUCACACUAUUGCCGAGGAGGUUCAAAUCCCUCAAGAACUCAUCGACAGACUCUCCAACAGUGAAAUCCGCAGCAUUAGUGACCUCCAGCGGCUACUCGAAAUGGACUCCUUAGAGAAUGAGGUUGUUCGUGAGACGAAGAAGAGAUACCACAAGGACUCGUACCAUGGUUUCCAUGGCGGCGACCUGAAGAGCCACCAGACGCUGUCUAGACGCAAGCGAAGUGUCGAGGAGGCGGUGCCGGCGACUUGCAGGACGCGGACGGUCAUCUACGAGAUCCCGCGCAGCCAGGUGGACGCCAGCGCCGCCAACUUCCUGAUCUGGCCUCCCUGCGUGGAGGUCAAGCGAUGCACGGGCUGCUGCAACACCAGCAACAUGCGCUGCCUGGCCUCACGCAAGCAGCACCGCAUCGUCAAGGUGGCUAAGGUGGAGUAUGUGCGUCGGGUGCGGAGGCCUAAGCUGCGGGAGGUGCAGGUCAAGCUGGAGGACCACCUGGAGUGCGUGUGCACCUCACGUCACCACGCCUACUCAGACUCAGACGUGUGGUGAAACAGUGGAGGCCAUUAUUUGUUGUGGACGUGGAUGUCAAGAACUGCCGCCAUCUUUGCUUUGAUGGUGGCAAAGACUCUGCCGGGAUGGCUGCAUCUAACAAUAUGAACAAUGCUAAUGCUAAUGCUAAUGGACCUGAAUACGGACAGGUGUGGUCUCUGCAGCACUCACGCUGUGCCACCACUGCCUGGAAAGGAUAUAUUGACGAAACCUGGACUAUGCCGAGAAAGACUGAAAUGCAAUGCCCUCGUUACAACAGAACUGUUUCCUGUGGACAUGGAGCGAUGCGUCGAACGUGGACUUCUUUUUUAAUGCAAGUGAGGAUCGUAAAGACAGUUUGAAGGUUGUUCACUAUGAGCGGAGGCUGGGUGACAGAUUUGUUCUGAGAAAGUGACUGACUGAAGAGAGAGAGAGAGAGGACAAAUGCGGAGCUAAUCUAAUUGUCUGAAAUAAAAGAUAUUCCUACA
Molecule: messenger RNA, 1779 nt
Organism: Clupea harengus (Atlantic herring)
Lineage: Eukaryota; Metazoa; Chordata; Actinopteri; Clupeiformes; Clupeidae
Product: platelet-derived growth factor subunit A-like
Biological process (GO): positive regulation of phosphatidylinositol 3-kinase/protein kinase B signal transduction; positive regulation of cell migration; positive regulation of cell population proliferation
Cellular component (GO): membrane
Molecular function (GO): growth factor activity; platelet-derived growth factor receptor binding
Source: RefSeq, a predicted model, not a curated record